Molecule: messenger RNA, 1860 nt
Organism: Hordeum vulgare subsp. vulgare (domesticated barley)
Lineage: Eukaryota; Viridiplantae; Streptophyta; Magnoliopsida; Poales; Poaceae
Product: nucleolar protein 56-like
Exons: 8
Coding region: 120-1547 (475 amino acids)
Cellular component (GO): small-subunit processome; box C/D methylation guide snoRNP complex
Molecular function (GO): snoRNA binding
Source: RefSeq, a predicted model, not a curated record
GUAUCUUCAACGGAAACCCCACCAUAAGGCCCCAGCGAAGCCAACUCCUAAACCCUAGCCUCUUCCCCGCCCCCGCCUCCCAACCCCCUCGGCUGCCGCCGGCGAAGCGCGCGGGCGAGAUGGUGCUCUACCUGCUCUUCGAGUCGGCGUCGGGGUACGCGCUGUUCCACGCCUAUGGCAUCCGCAAGAUCGGGCAGAGCGUGGAUGCCGUCCGCUCCACCCUGCUGGACCUCAAGCGGUUCAGAAGGGCCAUCAAGCUCGACGGGUUCACCCCCUUCAUGUCCGCCGUCGACGCCCUCAGCCAGUGCAACGCCAUCUCCGAAGGGAUCAUGACCGACAAGUUGAGAAACUUCCUGGAGCUCUACCUCCCCAAGGAGAUUCCGGGGAAGAAGGCCACGUUCACCGUCGGCGUCAUGGAGCCCAAGGUCGGGUCCCACAUCACCGAGGCCACCGGAAUCACUUGCCAGUCUGACGACUAUAUCCAGGAACUGCUUCGUGCAGUGCGGCUGCACUUCGGUCAGCUGUUUGACAAACUCAAGCCAUAUGACCUGGAGAAGUCUCAACUAGAUCUGGGGCAUAGCUAUAGCAGGGUAAAGGUUAAGUCCAAUGCGAAUCGUGUGGAUAACAUGAUGACUCAAGCUAUCUUUCUGUUGGAUACACUUGAUAGGGAUGUCAAUUUCUUCUCCAUGAGAGUGAGGAAGUGGUAUGGGUGGCAUUUUCCUGAGCUGGUAAAAAUCGUGAAUGACAACUACCUUUAUGCUAAGCUUGCCAAGUUUGUAGUAAACAAAUCUGAUUUGUCAGAGGAAGACAUUCCAGCUUUAGCAGAUCUUAUUGGAGAUGAGGACAAGGCAAAACAAAUAGUUGAAGCAGCAAAAGCAUCUAUGGGCCAGGACCUUUCGCCAGUUGGUUUGAUCAAUGUCCAACAGUUUUCUCAGAGGGUCAUGAAUCUAUCUGAUUACCGUAAAAAUCUCUAUGAGUAUCUGGUGACAAAGAUGAAUGAUAUUGCACCAAAUCUGACGUCAUUGAUUGGCGAAAUGAUUGGAGCUCGGUUAAUCUCUCAUGCUGGCAGUCUUUCAAAUCUUGCAAAAUUCCCUUCCUCCACUCUCCAGAUACUAGGUGCCGAGAAGGCGCUGUUCAGAGCUCUUAAAACAGGUGGAAACAUACCGAAGCAUGGCAUCAUAUUCUACUCAUCUUUUAUUCGUCGUGCAUCGACGAAGAACAAGGGAAAAAUGGCUAGAUACCUGGCAAACAAAUGCUCAAUUGCUUCACGCGUUGACUGUUAUUCAGAUAUGAGUAGCUCCAUUCUGGGUGAGAAGAUGCGUGAACAAGUCGAGGAGAGAUUAGACUUUCUUGAAAAGGGGGUUGCACCAUGCAAGAACCUUGUUGUAAUGAAAGCUGCAGUUGAGCGUAUGACCAACACAGUCUCAGAGGAGGAUAAGGAGGAGAAUGUUGGGAUAUUUGCCAAGAAAAAGAAGUCCGAAACUGAGACUGAUGACGACACCAUGGAUCUUGAUAAGCCUGCUAUGCACUCGACGUUGUGCACCUGAUUGGCCAUCGUAGAACUGUAGUACCACAUUCUGCCAGUAGAAUGCCUGUGUUUUGCCAUGGUCUUUUGAAAUAUUUUGCCGGAGGUUGUAUGUAAACAAUGCAUGUUAAAUUUCACGUGUAAAGAAAAGUCAGCACGGGAACAUCCAACUAAAAUCUUGUACGAAUUAAGAUUAACUUCAUGCGUUGAAGAAGCUAGCUAUACCGGGGCGCGGCGUGGCUGUCGAUACAUAAUGUUAAUAACUGGUUACUUUCUUGUAUGCAGUGAAUAGAACUGUGGUCUAUUCAAUCAAAGUAACAGAACUGUGUUGAUAA